AGGGACAACCAGGAACUCGGACUCAGUCUCCACCCCGAAGUUGGGCGGGUCCGCCCGGGAUAAGACCCGCUGCCCGGCCCCUCUAGGGUGUGAUCUGACCGGUCGCAGGGGACGAGCGCAGCCGCAUUUCGGCUCGAGCGGAAGAAGUUGCUGCAGUUGAGGUUGAAGAGAUUGCUGCCUGUGUUCUCCUCAAGGAUUUUGAUGGAUUCCUGUCUCACAUUGAGAGGAACUUCUGCUCCUGUGACUGAACUCUGAUCUUGAUAGAGAGUCCCGGCCAUGGCAGCCAAAGGAGGCACCGUCAAAGCUGCUUCGGCAUUCAAUGCCACUGAAGAUGCCCAGACCCUGAGGAAGGCCAUGAAGGGGCUUGGCACCGACGAAGAUGCCAUCAUCAGCGUCCUCGCCUACCGCAACACAGCCCAGCGCCAGGAAAUCAGGACGGCCUACAAGAGCACCAUCGGCAGGGACCUGGUAGACGACCUGAAGUCAGAACUGAGUGGCAACUUCGAGCGGGUGAUCGUGGGAAUGAUGAUGCCCACCGUGCUGUACGACGUGCAGGAACUGCGAAGGGCCAUGAAGGGAGCUGGCACGGAUGAGGGCUGCCUGAUUGAGAUCCUGGCCUCCCGGACACCCGAGGAGAUUCGACGCAUAAACCAGACCUACCAGCUUCAAUACGGGCGGAGCCUUGAAGAUGACAUUCGCUCUGACACUUCGUUCAUGUUCCAGAGGGUGCUGGUGUCUCUGUCCGCUGGUGGCAGGGACGAAGGAAAUUACCUGGAUGAUGCUCUCAUGAGACAGGAUGCUCAGGACCUGUAUGAGGCUGGAGAGAAGAAAUGGGGGACAGAUGAGGUGAAAUUUCUAACUGUUCUCUGUUCCCGGAACCGAAAUCAUCUGUUGCAUGUGUUUGAUGAAUACAAAAGGAUAUCUCAGAAGGAUAUUGAGCAGAGUAUUAAGUCUGAAACAUCUGGUAGUUUUGAAGAUGCUCUUCUGGCCAUAGUAAAGUGCAUGAGGAACAAAUCUGCAUAUUUUGCUGAAAGGCUUUAUAAAUCUAUGAAGGGCUUGGGCACCGAUGAUGACACCCUGAUCAGAGUUAUGGUUUCCCGAGCGGAGAUUGAUAUGAUGGACAUUCGGGAAAACUUUAAGAGGCUCUAUGGAAAGUCUCUGUAUUCCUUCAUCAAGGGAGACACAUCUGGAGACUACAGGAAGGUACUGCUCAUUCUCUGUGGAGGAGAUGAUUAAAAUAAAAUCCAAGGAUAGGAGGAGUCCCAGCACUUUGGAUUUCUUCUUUUAAGUUCAUUUUUCUACACUGCUAUUAGCAUUAUCUCAGAAUGCUUAUUUCCAAUUAAAACGCCUACAGAUGCUUCCUAGGAUAUAGACUGACUAUAUUACUAUUCAUCUAUAAUUACUCAUUAUGAUGCUUUAAAGCUAUACUUGCAUUUCAAAGCUUAUAAAACCUAAAAGGAGAUUUAAAAUUAAAAAUAAAAAUGUAUUCCAUGGUUUUUAAACAGAUAUCUUCCUCAUCUGUAUUUCUUAGAAAUUGGAAUGUAUUAAAUUUAUUUCAUGGUUUUGGUGAAAAACUGUUAAAGUGGAAGACUGAAAGAUUGUCUUAAAAUCAAAGUAUUUUCAAAUACUUUGUAUUUGAAAGGCCAGUAAUUUCUUGACUAGUUUUAGCCUUUAAUUGGCUAAAUUUAGCCUUUAAUUACUAAGGCUAGCAAUUUCUACUAGUAAUUUCUUGAUUUGAAAUUGUUAGCAUCUAGCUCAUAAGAAUAUCCAUCCAAUUUGCUAUUUUACAUGGUCAUACUUUGAAGACAUCCAAUACUCUCCUUUGUUUAGAUUUUUAUCUGCACUGUUAGUUGAUCUCUGCGAAAGUUUGGAUGGGAGACUUCCUUCCUCACAUCUUAUAUUAAGAUUAUUUACUCUCUCCAGGUUGAAGUAUACCAAAAUCAGCCACUUGUCUGAACAAAUUAAAUUCUUAGUGUGGUUAUACAGAUCAUGUUUGUGCGGUUAGCAAAUAUAAAUGCUGAACAUUCCACAAUAUCAUGGUUAAUAUCUUAAUCAAGCUGGAAGAUGAAUGGAAAAAAAAUUAAGUGUCCAGCUAGGUACUAUUUUGGUGAUGGGUGUAAUAUUCUGAAUUUACUUUCACUUAAAGGAAUUUUUUUGUGCUAAAAAUAAUUUUUAAAGUAUUUUUCAAUAUUGUUGAUUUGUACUAAUUUACAUUUGCAUUGUGCCUUUCAACUCUAGAAUUAUUCUGAAGUUGUACUUGAUUUUAUUCCAAAGUUCAGUUGUAUACAACAUGGAAAAAUAAUUUUAAUAAAACCUGUUAUCUUUAAAAUGA
This is a messenger RNA of Mustela lutreola (European mink), 2332 nucleotides long. RefSeq names its product annexin A4 (gene ANXA4). The record is from RefSeq and is a predicted model, not a curated record. Gene Ontology annotation, biological process: negative regulation of coagulation. The coding region runs from base 277 to 1236 and encodes 319 amino acids. Gene Ontology annotation, cellular component: cytoplasm. Lineage: Eukaryota; Metazoa; Chordata; Mammalia; Carnivora; Mustelidae. Gene Ontology annotation, molecular function: calcium-dependent phospholipid binding; calcium ion binding. The transcript has 14 exons.